GAAGGAAUCUUGCCAUUUUAUAUGAACCGCCACCAUAUUACCUACUCUAGUAAAAUACGAAUCCUAAACCUUGACUUGACAGGACUCAAUGUCGAUGGCUUGAAGAAGGUGAUCCAAGUCUUGCGAUCUCUUGUGCCGAUUUCUGCUUCGCGAUUACAAGAUCCAUUUUCCUUCUGUAUUACAGUCCGUACAGCAGAUUACCUUGGAUCUGUUCAUGCCGUGUACCCCGUGUAUGACUGAAACGGCAGACAAUCUAUUUGGAAUGGCAUGGUUGAUUUCAUAGGAUAUCACAAGAAUUGUUCAGUUCCCAGUUUCCUCUAGCAAUCUUGAUUAAAAAAUCUCUCAUUCCAACCGGACCGAAAAAGAAAUGGAGAAUAAUCAGUCAGGUCAAGCUCAGGACGGCAUGGCCGAUCAAAGAUUUCGCAGCUGGCUAACAGAACAACUUAAUAUGCAGCAGCAGAAUGCCGGUUGUUCUUCCAACCCAGCACCAGCAGUAAUGCAGAUGCCAGCUCUGCCAUCUCACACAGAUUAUGGUGGCAUAUAUCCCAACCCAACUGAAUAUGAUGGCUACAACUGGAGGAUGUGUGGGCAGAAAUUAGUUCAGGGUGGGUGCCAUCAGAAAUUCUACUAUGAAUGUUCUCAAGCAAACUGCGGUGCCGAGAAAUCCGUGACGCGCUCCGCAGAUGGACAGAUCAAGAAAACAGUAUGUAAGGGCAGUCACAACCAUCCACGCUCAUCAGAAAGGGUGUUUGGAGAUGGUUCAGCUACUCUGGAUGCAAUCCUUGUAGGUGAGAUAUUACAAGCAGCAGGGGUUAUCAGGCCUUCAGUUGCAAUGCCUAGGAAUGAGGAGGAAGAUGGGCUACAAUCUGGUUCGAGUGACAGCGGGGAUGAUGAUGCUAGUGAAGCAAGAGCUGCUGGUGAUGACAAUGCAAUAAGACAUGUUCCUGCAGCUGCAGCUCAAGAUACCACCGCGCAUAACACAAUUGACGUUGAUGUUCUGGGUAACAGCUCUCAGCAGCGUAAGAAUUAUCACCGAAGUGAAAAAAGAAAAUCCAAAUCCAAGGUAUGGGAAGACUUCACUGCUGUGUUCAGUGGUGGAAAAGUUCAAAGUGCAGAAUGUAAACAUUGUAAAAAAUGCCUCAGUGGAAAAACUUCAGGAGGAACAAGCCAUCUGCGCCGACAUCUCAAGAUAUGUCCUGCACAAUUUAGAACGACUAGACUGCAGCAAGAAGGGUCAUCUUCAAUACUUGAUUCAUCUGCUGCAAAUAACAGGAAAUUUGAUCAAGAAACAUCUCUUGAAUUGCUUAUUAGGGGUUUAGUCUCCAACCAUUGCUCAUAUUUAGUGCCAAGCAGUGCAAAUUUUAGGCAGUUUUUGGUUGCCAUCUGUCCUGAUUAUAAUAUGGUGCCGCAGGCUGCUUUUGAAGAGAAGUUCCUCAGCUUUUUUCAUAAUGAAAAGAUGAAGCUAAAAGAGAAAAUAGAACUUACACCUGGAGGAGUUUUCCUGUCGGUAACAAAGCAGUACGUCGAGUUUAAAACCUUCGUCUGUAUCACAGUACAUUUUAUUGACAACGAGUGGAAGAUGAAUAGAAAAAUCAUUAGCUACGGCUAUGGCGGAUACCCUGAUGGUGCUGAUUACUAUGUGGGUAUUCUGACCAACUGGAAAUCCUACUUGGAUAUAAGAGAUUCGUUAGACUAUAAUUUUGAGGAAAUUGAUAGUUCUCUAAUAAAAGAAGCAGUCCAAGAUUGGAAUCUUGAGCAUAAACUUUUAGGACUUGCAUUGCACAAGAAUUUCCGUAAUAAUGUUACAUCUGACUUGGAGGAGUGUAUGGCAGGAGAAGUACAGAAUUAUCUUCUUGCUAAAUAUAAGUUAUUAACUGUGCCUUGUAUGAUAGAUGCGCUUCACGACUUUUUUGGUUACGAUGUCGGAAAUUUUGUCAAGGAAAUAAGUAAGGAAUGGUUUGAGUACAUGACAUGCUCUGCACUUUGUCUGGAAAAAUACAAGGAGAUUCUUUCGCGGAUGCACCUAAACAAACCGUCUCUUGGUUCACAGAAAUGGCACUUGACUUUCUACUUAUUUGAGGCUGCUUUGCAGUUUAAUAAAGAGUUCCCAAACCCUGAAGAGAUGGACUCGCAAAUGGAUAUACGGAAACCGUCUCCUCAAAGACUAGAAGCAACGAAAAACUUUUGUGAUCUUGUAAGGCCAAUUUACCAUGCAAUUGAUCUACUUUCCAGACAAUACGUGACUUCCAACUCACAUUUUCAUGCACUUUGGAGGGUGGGUAUAGCUCUUGGAGAAUCAUCCAGAAAAUUAAACAUGAAAUGCAUCAUUAAUGUUGAUUAUAUGAAGAAAAGAUUUGACAUCCUUUGGAGAAAAUGCUACGUGUGGUUGUCUCUGGCUGUUUUUCUAGAUCCCAGGUUCAAACUAAGGUAUCUUGAGCAGUGCUUCACACAAGUUUCCAGUAGUGGUUGUGCCAAAUUGUUCGUCCUUGAAGUUCGUGCAAAGAUUUAUGAGCUCUUUCUUCAAUACUCCUGUAAUGUUGAUUGGCAAACUGGUGAGCUACUUAAUCACAGGAGUAAUGAUCUACAGAUGGAUAGACACGGUAAUGAUUCAUUACAUGGAACAGAUAAGAAUGACAUUGAGCAAGGAUCAAAUGGAGAAUUCAGAGAACUAACUUCGUACAUUGAGGGGGAACUUUAUCCUCAGAAUGACCAAUUUGAUAUCCUGAAAUGGUGGAAGGAUAAUGCGUCAACGUAUCCAACUCUUGCUAGGCUUGCACGCGACAUUUUAGCAAUACCUGGAAGUGCAGUUUCUGCUGAAUAUGCUUUUAACAAAACUGGUGAAAGGGUGAUACUUUUCAAUCAAAAGAUGAGUCCCGAGAUAGUGGAAGCCCUCAUCUGCACUCAGGAUUGGAUAAAAUCAUCAGAGACAGGUGAUAAAAAUGGUGGAAGCUGAAAUAGUCCUAUGAUUAGUUUGCUAUCUUCAUUUCUGCAUACUCUCUGGAGAUUUUGCUGUCAAUUGAGCCUUCCACUUGGAUGAUUUGGAAGGAACGAAGUGCGCGGAUCUUUGAAAAUAUGAGCCGGCCACUGGUAUUGCUCUUUUCAGCUACAUACUUCUAUACUUGGUUUUGAGCCAAGAACUAUGUAAUAAGGGGCUUUAGCUUGUGUGUUGAAGCAAAGGCCAGAUUUUAUCCAUUGUCUAAGAAAAAAGAACUGUGGGUGUGGCGUGUCAUGAAGCUGCAUUCUCCCUCCUAGCUUGAGCCUUGGUAUCUUUUGUCGGAUUUGUAACAGUUUGGUCGUAGAGUUGCCGUGACCGUACGUAGUAGUCAAUGGCUACAAUAAACUUUGUUGUACCGUGGUUUCCAUGUUAUGGGCUCUUUCUCUUAAUAAAAUUUUAUCGGCCGGUUUUAUC
Messenger RNA from Oryza sativa Japonica Group (Japanese rice), 3409 nucleotides. Lineage: Eukaryota; Viridiplantae; Streptophyta; Magnoliopsida; Poales; Poaceae. The record is from RefSeq and is a predicted model, not a curated record.